AUGGGUGAUGAGAUGCUUCGGGUAGUGGUUCACCAUGGUGGGACCUUGAUCAAAGAAGUCCCUUUUAAAUAUAUUGGCGGGGAGAUAGUUUAUUGGGACGUAGACCCCGAUAAGUGGUGUUAUUUUAGAGUAUUAGGUACACUUAAACAAAUGGGUUACAUGCAAGUAGAAGCAUUAUUUUACAAUGUGCAACAUGUUUUACAUAAACUUGAUGAUGAUAAAAGAGCUAUGAACAUGAUGAAUGUGGCUAAGUAUUUGGGGAAAGUGAACCUGUAUGUUGUGCAUGGGGUGGACGAAGCAACUAUAUUAGAAAAUGAUGAGAAUGAGAUUUUGUACCUAUGUGAAGGUCCUGCUGAGAGUGGUGAGGGUAGUGGCGUGGGUGGAGAAGCACAUGUUGAGGGUGGUGAUGAAGGAAUUAGUCAUGUAGUGGAGGGUGCAGUGGAGGUUGAGAAUGACUAUGCAGUGGAAGUUGAAAAGGAUAAUGAGGAUGUUGAGCAUGAGGAUGCCUUGAAGGAUGACAAGGAGGAUGCAGAAGAUAUCGAGGUUGAUGUGGAUGUUGACAAUGAGAAUGAACUUGAGGAUGUAAGUGAAGAAUUAGUUGACGUGGACAUUCAGGAUGGAGGGGAGGUUGAUAUUGAAGAAGAAGUGGAAGUGGAAGUGGAUGUGGACGGUGAUGAUGAAGCAGGAAUGUAUGAUCUCAGUGGUGAUGAAUACGUGGAUGAAGACAGUGAAAAAGAAAGCCAACAAUGUAGGGGUUUGUCAGAUGAUGAUUGGGAGUCUGAUAAGCUUUUAACUCCUGAAAAUAGUGCAAACCUCAGUGGCAGUGAAGUAUGUGGAGGGUGCACAUGGAUGUCAGACCAGCAAAAGGGGCUGGUCCAUGCCAUUAAGGAGCUUCUACCUCUGGCAGAACAAAGAUACUGUGUGAGACACCUAUAUGCAAACUUUAGGAAAAAGUUUGGUGGGCAGCUGGUCUGCAAGGAAGAUUUUUUAGCAAUGAACUACUCCAAUGUUGAUCCAGACAAUUUUAUACCCACUUGCUUCAGGAGAUCCACAUAUGAGGAGGUCUAUGCGUCCAUAAUUUUCCCCUUGAAUGGUCCUCAACUAUGGGAAACCACACAUUACAGAGAUGUCCUACCACCACUAAUGAGGAAGAUGCCUGAGAGGCCAAAGAAAAAAAGGAGGUUGGAGGCAUGGGAGUUAACAAAGGACGACACUCAAAUGCGUGUUGGAGGGCAUACGAAAAAGUGUACCAUUUGCCGUCAAAGGGGGCACAACAGGAAUAAGUGCCCUUUACGGCCCCAACUAGCAGAAGCACCCCAGACAACAGAAGCAUCCCAGCCAGCACCAUCAACCCAUUUAGCAGAAGCAUCCCAACCAGCACCACCAACCCAACAGAAGCAUCCCAGCCAGCAAGCGCAUCCCAGCCGGCAGAAACAACACAACCAUCACAACCACCUCCAACUUCCCCAACCCCUCUACCAUCACAGCCACUAA
Messenger RNA from Vigna radiata var. radiata (mung bean), 1494 nucleotides. RefSeq lists its product as uncharacterized. The transcript is spliced from 5 exons. The coding region runs from base 1 to 1494 and encodes 497 amino acids. The record is from RefSeq and is a predicted model, not a curated record. NCBI's taxonomy places the organism in Eukaryota, Viridiplantae, Streptophyta, Magnoliopsida, Fabales, Fabaceae.